UCUUGAAUUAUGGAGGUGAGAGGUGAAGAGCACGACAUUAAGACGCUGGUUCGUGAUGGGAAUCAUAAUGGUGUUUCUGUUCUCACUUGCACUCAAACCCUAGACCAUGUCCAUCGUCCCCAGAGGCAACAAUUGCUCGGUCAUAUCGGAAGAUCCCCGCACCCGGAUCGUGUCGCCAGUUCGAACGCCAAGACAUCGCCAAGCGUCGUCAGGUAUCGCGAGUGUCUAAAGAACCACGCUGCCAACAUCGGUGGGAACGUUUACGACGGGUGCGGCGAGUUCAUGCCUAGUGGAGAAGACGGGACGCUCGAAGCGUUGAAAUGCGCUGCCUGAGACUGCCA
This is a messenger RNA of Hibiscus syriacus, 341 nucleotides long. RefSeq names its product zinc-finger homeodomain protein 5-like. Bases 10 to 333 code for a protein of 107 amino acids. Lineage: Eukaryota; Viridiplantae; Streptophyta; Magnoliopsida; Malvales; Malvaceae. The record is from RefSeq and is a predicted model, not a curated record. Gene Ontology annotation, biological process: regulation of developmental process; regulation of DNA-templated transcription. Gene Ontology annotation, molecular function: DNA-binding transcription factor activity; transcription cis-regulatory region binding. Gene Ontology annotation, cellular component: nucleus. The transcript has a single exon.